AUGGAAAUAUCAACACGAUCCGACAAGUCAACACCAAUCUCACUUCUCCAGACAAUCAUCAAACCAUUCCGCCCCCAUCUAAUCAAACCUAAGAAGGAGUUACCAGCCGGAUCACCAUACCUCGACGUCCACAAGACUGCAAAGAAACGUUGCAAUGUGACCGAAAGACAAAUAGAAGGGAUAUGGCUCUACGACAUGAAGCCCAAGAUACUCUCAUCGACGAAAGAGGGAUCUGGGAUGAAAAGGAGGAACAUAAUAUACUUUGCAGGCGGAGGUUGGCAGAUGCCGCCAAGUCCCGAGCACUGGAAACUCUGCGCUGAGCUAUGCUAUCGGGUGCCGAACACAGUUGUGACGAUUGUAUCUUACCCUUUGGCGCCCAACUCGCCUGCUAAAGAUUCAAUGGUCAUGCUGGAAAGACUAUACCCAUAUCUGUUACCAGUCACUGAAGCGGAGAAGGAGAUGUCAGAAACCAUCUUUGCCGGUGACUCUGCAGGAGGAAACGUAGCUUUGGGCCUGAUAGUCAAGGUUCUUUCGUCCACACCAUCGGCACCAGUCCCUCAAAAACUGGUCUUGAUAUCUCCAGCGGUCGACCUGAGGAAGCAGCCUGUGCCUUCGUCACCAUUUGAGAAGCAGUUGGUUGCAGCGGACAAAAAGGAUCCACUUUUGGGUAUCGAUUUUACGAAUGGUACGGCGGAGAACUGGAGUCGUGGGGCUGAUCCUGAGACGUCUUGGAUCUCGCCUGUGCUGGCCGAUGUGAAUGUGUUCAGGGAGAGGGGAGUUGCUAUUUAUGGCAUUACUGCAGGCGCGGAUGUGCUGGCACCACCAGCGAGACAUCUUGCAGAGCUUUGUAAGGAGCAGGGUGUUGUGGGUAGAUGGCUGCAUUGGGAGGGCUUGAUGCAUUGUUUUGUGUUGGCAUGGACCUAUGGAAUCAAGGAGGGCAAGGAAGGAUUAGAGUGGCUGGUCAAGGUUAUGGAAGAGUAA
Aureobasidium uvarum is the source of this 981-nucleotide messenger RNA. NCBI's taxonomy places the organism in Eukaryota, Fungi, Ascomycota, Dothideomycetes, Dothideales, Saccotheciaceae. The record is from the annotation of a GenBank genome assembly.